AAAGAUGGCAGAGAACAAAAGCGAAACAGCCGAAGCUAUAGACGAGAACUUGGUUGAAAGUGACCUAGACGGGAACAAAUAUACAGAAAGUACUGCUUCAACUGCUAACGAAGACCACUGGCAAGCAUGCAGGGAAACAAUUCGCGAAAGAAACAGAUUUAUGUUCAAAAAUACACUAAUGAGCGAUGUACAUUUUUCUGUCGGUAUGAACGACGACACGGCGGAAACGCAAAAACAUAAUCUGCCUGCGCAUAAAUAUGUUCUCGCUAUUAGCAGUCCAGUCUUCUAUGCUAUGUUUUAUGGCAGCUUAGCAGAGGUGAAGGACAUUAUUGAAAUCCCUGAUAGUAAUUAUGAAAGUUUUGUUGAAUUUUUGAGGUUUCUAUACUGCGACGAAGUGGAAUUAACUAUUGAUAUAGUAUUGGGCGUGAGUUACUUGGCUAAAAAAUACAUAGUUCCGGCUUUGGAGAAGAAAUGCAGCGAAUUUAUAGAAAAGUCUGUUGAAGCUGGCAAUGUUUUUAAACUGCUUUCCUUCGCUAGAAGCUUCAAAGAUGAGUUUGUAGAGAAGAUUUGUUGGGAGUUUCUGGAUAGUGAAACCGUAGAGGCGGUUAAUUCGGAGUGUUUUUGCCAGAUUGAUAGGGAAGUUAUCUGUGAGUUACUCAAAAGAGAUACGCUGCAUGCUAAAGAGAUUGAAUUAUUCUUGGCUGUUCAAAAAUGGGUGACACAGAAUUCAACAGACACCAGUGAACCAUGUGAUGAGAGACUUUCUGAAGAGGGUAUUAAUGAUGUCGUUAACCUGAUUCGUUACCCAUUAAUGUCACAGCAUGAGUUUGCUGAGCAUGUGGCAAAAUCAAGACUAUUGCGUCACGAGGAUGUCAUUAACAUGUUCUUAAAGUUUAAUGAUACACUUGAGGAUGAAACAGUGUUACCAUUUUCUCAAGUACCCAGACGUGGGUACUACCGAUGUUCUCUGUGGGAACAUGUUUACGAUUCACUUGACAUUGAGACAAGCAGAAUGCCAAACAUUUUGACAUUUUCAUCCAAUUCUAAUAUUUUGUUGUGUGGUGUUGGUUUAUAUGGUAGUGACAAUAAUGAUGAUUCAUAUACCUUUCAAGUUUAUGUCUCAGAUGAGGAUGAUACAAUGUUACUGCAAAGUGAAGGUUCCUUUAGUUGUUCCAGUCAGUGUUUCGCUUAUGAUGUGAUUUUUAAUAAACCAGUUAAAGUUCACAAGAAUAUUUGGUAUACUAUAAAUGCAACAGUUGAUGGCCCUAGAGGAGUCUAUGGUGGCCAGUCUCUUGCAAGGUCAACAGAUCUGGAGUUAGGCACUGAUGAAAUAAAUUGUGGACCAGUCAGAUUCCUGUUCAAAGAUUUAAAGGGGGCUGUCGGGUGCAACAUUUACAACCAUUUCUCAGGAUUGUUAUAUUUUGUGAGAUAAUUAAAUUAUCUAUGAACAUUAAUUAUCAUAAGAAAAUAUUGAACAGAUUUGACAAUAAUGAAUAAAUAAUUCAAUAGCAAUUAUUUUUUGUACAAAUAGAAUAUCAUCUAUUAAUUUUUAUGGUGUAUAUUUAUAGAAUCCUUACUA
Molecule: messenger RNA, 1579 nt
Organism: Dendronephthya gigantea
Lineage: Eukaryota; Metazoa; Cnidaria; Anthozoa; Malacalcyonacea; Nephtheidae
Product: BTB/POZ domain-containing protein 6-like
Exons: 1
Coding region: 5-1432 (475 amino acids)
Biological process (GO): neurogenesis
Cellular component (GO): cytosol
Molecular function (GO): protein binding
Source: RefSeq, a predicted model, not a curated record